AUGGCAUUUGAACCAAUUGAUACCACGACUUACUCUCGUGAAAUUGAGGCAGAAUAUCUGAAGGUGGUUACCGGUGAUGAAGACACGACUUGGUUAAUCAUCUCUCCAAAUGCUAAGAAGCAAUAUGAACCUGAGUUAGUUGGUACUUCAUUCACGGAAUUCUUGCACAGUUUCGAUGAUACGAAGGUGCAAUACGGUUUAGCCCGUGUUUCUCCACCUGGAUCCGAUGUUCAAAAGCUAAUUUUGAUUGGUUGGUGUCCGGACUCAGCCCCCUUGAAGACGAGAGCGUCUUUUGCACAAAACUUUGGUGUGAUUUCCAACCAGGUUUUGAAGACAUACCAUGUGCAAGUUACUGCUAGAGAUGAGGAUGAUCUAGAUGAAUCAGAAUUGUUGAUGAAAAUCAGUAACUCUGCUGGUGCGCGUUACUCUAUCCAACAGCAAUCUUCUUCUGGUGCUAAGAAGCCAUCUUCUGCUUCGAGUUUCAGUAAGCCAACUGCUAAGAAACCAGUCAGCAGUUUCGAGAGAAAACCAGUUGAAAAGGCAUCAUCUCCAUCGCCAGCUCCAGCUCCAGCUCCAGCACCUGCUCGCAGAACUGUAUCGCCAAAACCAUCUGCUGGCUCUACCAACGAAGAUGGCUGGGAUGAACCAGAAUUGGAGGAACGUGACUUCCACCAAAAGCCAUUGAAGCCAAACUCUUCUUCUUGGAAGCCAAUUGGUAAAGUUGACUUGCAGAAAGUUAUUGCCGAAGAAAAAGGUAAGGAAGAUCCUCGUCUAGUCGUCUCUGCUGCCACAUACGACAAGAAAAUCGAUCCUCAAUCCGAAAUUGCUAAGCUUAAGGAAGAGUCAAAAUUGAAGAGAGAUGCUGCCUACGACAAAGUUCUUGGGGUAAAGGCUCCUUCUCCUGCUGCCACUGCCGUCAGUGACAACUCUGACAGAGUCAUUAAGGGCUUCAAGAACGAGAAGUCUCCAUCUCAAUUGUGGGCCGAGAAGAAGAGACAAAAGAGCUCUUUGCCUGCAAAGACCGAAGCUCCUAAGUCAACUUCCAGUGAAAGAUUCGAAGAUUCUGAAGAAGAAGAAAAGCAAGAACCAGAAGAAGAAGAAGAGCAAGAGGACGUUGAAAACAUCAGAUCGAAAUUCGAAUCCAUGAAAACCGAAGAGGUUCCAAUCAUAAAGCCAAGACAAACACCAGCUAGAUCUAUUCCAGAACCACCAAAGGAAGAAGAACCUACUUGGGCCAAGAAGGAACAAAAAUUCGGUCAACCACUCCCAGGUUUGCACGACCAAAAGAAGGCAGACUCUGAUGGUUGGAGUGAUGACGAAGAGGAAGAAGAAGAUGAAGGUGAAUCAAGAAUUCCAGUCUUGCCAUCCAGAAGAAACGAAGAGGAACCAGCUCCAGCCUUACCAGUGAGAAGAAACGAACCUGAAUCAGAGGAAGAAGAUGAAGAGCCAGCUCCUGUUUUACCAAGCAGAAGAAAUGAACCUGAACCAGAAGAGGAAGAGGAAGAGGAAGAACCAACGCCAUCUUUGCCGAUCAGAAGAAACCUUCCUCCUCCACCUCAACAACAACAACAACAAGAGGAAGAAGAGGAUAACUUUGAUGAACCAGAGGAGCCAAAGGCCCGCAGCCCUGUUCCUCCACCAGCUCCAAGAAGAACACAACCAGCAAAGCCAGCAGCUCCAUCUGCUAUUGCCGAAUACGAUUACGAAGCUGCAGAAGACAAUGAAUUGACUUUCCAAGAAAACGAUAAGAUCAUAAAUAUCCAAUUUGUCGACGACGAUUGGUGGUUAGGUGAGCUAGAAUCUUCUGGUGAAAAGGGUCUUUUCCCAAGUAACUAUGUCAGCUUGGAACAAUAG
This is a messenger RNA of Kluyveromyces marxianus DMKU3-1042, 1854 nucleotides long. RefSeq names its product Abp1p (gene ABP1). Gene Ontology annotation, molecular function: actin filament binding. Gene Ontology annotation, biological process: regulation of actin filament polymerization. Lineage: Eukaryota; Fungi; Ascomycota; Saccharomycetes; Saccharomycetales; Saccharomycetaceae. Gene Ontology annotation, cellular component: cortical actin cytoskeleton; actin filament; plasma membrane. Bases 1 to 1854 code for a protein of 617 amino acids. The transcript has a single exon. The record is from RefSeq and is a predicted model, not a curated record.